UAAACUAUUCCCCUUGCAUGAACUUCUAACAAUCACACAGAUUUGAGAAUUUUGACAGACAUUGAGCAGUUGAGGUUGUACACAAGUGUUAUUUUGUUUGAAUGUCUGUGUGUGCGUGAAUUAUUUCAUUGAAUAUUUCUAUUAUUGACGUGAAACAUGCGCUGCGUUUUAAUUAAGUGAUAUUAAUUGCUUUGAAUUGAACAGUGCUUUAAGAUAUUUUGAAUAAGAGGUACAUUUCUGUGACUGGAACAUUGUGGUGAAAUUUUGUUGGUUUCACGGUGUAUUUGUUGGACAGGUGUUUAGUGUUGUCAGUUGUAAGAUGUCAAAAGUGGCUGAUCAAAUUAAAAUGUCAUUCGAAAAUGCUAAAGAUCAGGAAGGUGAUCAUGAAGGUUCUUUUCAUGAUGAAGACUACAAAUUAAACUUUGCAUGUUAUGUAAAUCCAAAUGCUAAACUUGAAUCUGAAAUGCAGAAAACAAGUACCCCUCCAUCUGGUAAAGAACAAAACCCCUUGAACUUUCCCAAUGUUAAGACAACUCUGCCUAAAAUGCAAUUUCCACCUCCUCCAGUUAUCCCUUCUGACAUGAGAAAAGGUGAAUCAGUGGGUGGGGCUAAGUUUAAGACUUUUAAUGAUUUCCCCCCUCAGAGAGAUUACAGUGCUUACAAAGCAAGUCCAGAAGGUAAUGUUACUCUGUAUUAUGAAGUUACUCAUGCCCAGAUACCUAGAAUUCCCCAAUUUUCUGGUGAUGGGCCCCCACAGAAAGGUGAUGUUACUUAUAGAGAGUGGAAGUAUGAAGUACAAUGUCUUAUCAAUGACCCUGAGAUUAAAGAAACCACAAUCAUUCAGAGCAUUAGAAGAUCUCUUAGGGGUACAGCUAAAACUAUGCUCAUUCCUCUUGGUGAAAAAGCCACUGUCAUUGAAAUUCUUGACAAACUGAAUAUUUUAUUUGGUGAAGUGUCAAAUAAUGGCAUGAUAAUGCAAGAAUUUUUCAAUACCUUUCAAUUUGAGGGAGAGUGUGCUACAUCAUUUGGUUGUAGGUUGGAAAGCAUGCUCCAAAACGCUAUUGAUAAUGGGUACCUUAGCAAAUCGUCAAAGAAUGAUUUGUUACGCCAUAAAUUUUGGACGUCGUUGAGUUCUGAACGCUUAAAGUCACAAACGCGUCACAAAUAUGAUACGCUAAAGAACUAUGACCAUCUUUUACUUGAAAUAAGAAAGGUUGAAAAAGAAAUGGCCAUAAACAAAACCCCUGCAGAAAAAGUAAGUACUGAUUUCAAAAAUUCCAGACUCCAUCAACAUGGUAUAGCAGUGGAGGAUGAAGUUGAGGAGAAAAUCAACAAAAGAAUUGAGAAUUUGCAAACUGAAUUAGAAGGUAAAAUUGAUGACAAAUUUAAUCAGAUUUUGCAAAAGUUAGAUGCUUCGAAAACUGAUACCAGGCAAAGUUAUUCAAGAGGAAGCAGCAACAGAGGCAAUGGCAACUCAGGGAGAGGUGAGUAUGGUAGGAGAAAUUUUCAGAAUAACAAUUCAUAUAGAGGGAAUCAAUACAGAAGGCCAUUCAAUCCUAGAGGGCGAGGUAUGAAUAGGUCUAGUGUACAAAACCAGGACCCAAACUACUAGUGGUCUCUACUGUUGGCCAAGCAGAGACCAGUAAAGUCAAAAGUAACGGCCAACAUAUAAAGUGUGACAUGAUUGGUGAGUCAAAUGAGGUUCAAGUAAUCUUAAAUGGUGAAAGAAUGAAUGCAUUAUUAGACAGUGGUUCUAUGAUAACAACUUUGUCUGAGAAAAAGUACAAAAGUCUUCUAGUCAAACCAGAGUUAAGAGAGUUGUCUGCCCUUGGACUGCAGAUAUCAGUGGCAGAUGGGUCGAUUCUGCAGUACAAAGGAUUUAUAGAAUGUACCAUGAAGCUUCUAGAUCUUGAACUUUUUGUUCCUAUUGUGAUAGUACCUGAAACAGAAUUCAAUAAGAACUGUCCUGUCAUUGUUGGAACAAAUAUUUUGAGAAUCUGUAGAGAAUAUUUUUCACAUGUGUCUUGUCAGUUGCCAGAAGCCUGGCAGUUGGCUAUUGACAGUA
Molecule: messenger RNA, 2065 nt
Organism: Magallana angulata
Lineage: Eukaryota; Metazoa; Mollusca; Bivalvia; Ostreida; Ostreidae
Exons: 1
Coding region: 320-1612 (430 amino acids)
Source: RefSeq, a predicted model, not a curated record